Molecule: messenger RNA, 2456 nt
Organism: Saccostrea cuccullata (small rock oyster)
Lineage: Eukaryota; Metazoa; Mollusca; Bivalvia; Ostreida; Ostreidae
Exons: 11
Coding region: 12-2456 (814 amino acids)
Molecular function (GO): protein binding
Source: RefSeq, a predicted model, not a curated record
CAUGUAUUAAUAUGGUCCUACUAUUAAUUUUCCAUUUCUUGUCUUAUAUAACUUCACCUGGAGCCAUAUCUACGACGGAGAUGACGACGAGAAGUUACCCAGGGUACAUAGAGGUAGAGAUAUCCCCUCACCUUGCUAAUGUUACAGUAGAAAGUCAGAUUAUAGGGACCGGAAUAAAAACAGCAUAUAACUUUAAGCAAAACCAGACCCGGAUUACAAUCAAUACAGAGGAACAUCCGGGUCUUUACAGCUUCCGUGUGAUUCAGAAUGGAUCUGUACUUGUGACCAGAUACAUUCAUGCGGUUUGCCAGAAACACGUCACUCUACACUUGAAUCAAACCUAUUCAAUACAGUCACCAGAAUUUCCUCUGCCAUAUCAUGCAGGCCUACGGUGUUCAUGGAAAAUAACAACAAUUAGGAAUGACACCUGGUUCAAGAUUGAUACAGUGACACAGGGAAGUGAUUGUCUGACUUCCUUUGAGAGUAAUUUUAAAAAGAAUUUGUGCUCAAAAGCCAAGAAAAACGAAAGUCUAGUUUUGCCAAAUAAUUCUUUGUACGUGAAUUUCUCCUCGAUGAAAACGGGUCCAUCUUCUUAUAUACACUUGGAGGUCAUACCCAAGUUACGCCCGCCUACAAACCUAUCCGCAACAGUAUUCCGGGACUCCAUACGAAUCGACUGGCUCUGGAACAGUACGGACGUUGAUACCCUUGAAUGUGUGAUCGAAUAUCUAAUAUAUCCUUCCGCUAUACCCUAUCAAACAAUGGUCAACUGCAGUGAUAAUUCGUUCACAUUGAAUACCAGUCUCCAUAGGGGCAGGUUAUUCCAGAUUAGGAUGUUUGCCAAGACGUCUUUCUGGGAAAGUGAAAAGUUGGAUUAUGUAAAUCAUACGUCAGAAUGUCAAAAUGAAGUUUUUCUCGGGGACAAAAACGAAACAGCCAUUCUUUCAGAGGGUUACCCAUAUCAACUACAAUCAUUUUCUUCCUGCCAAUGGGACAUAAAGACGACAGCAGAUAAAUAUAUAAAAUUUACCAUCCGGGACUUGAAUCUGUGCUCGAAUUCAAAUAUCUGUCAGACAACAUGUAUUAAAAUUGACAAGGAAAUAAAACUUUGUCCAGGUUCUUCCAUUGAAAAAACAUAUUUGAUACAGAAAAACAUAACAUUCAUUAUGUUCAAUUCCACUGAAACAUUAAAUGGGAGGGGUUUCAACCUGUCUGUCAAAGUUGUUGAUUCUCCUCCUCCCUUUCUUGACCAAUUUUUUAUCGAGAGUAAACAUGACUUUAUUAACAUAACAUGGCGUCCUUACGAUGGAGAAAAAGACCUAUUGCGUUAUCUCGUCACCUACAACGUCAUACCUGACGUAGGGCAUCACGUGGUACCUCUUCGGGUCGGUCACCCUUCAACAACAUACGUCAUCGACACAAAUACUCAUCAAGGCCAAUUGUUUGCCGUGAGAUUAUCUUAUCUAACCGAGGGCGGAGAAGGGAUACCUUCCAAUGUAAAAAUCAUCAGAGCUUCAUGUGGACGUGCAGUGCGACUGCGCCAUAAUCAAACCUUCACCAUACGGCCGCCGGAAGUCAAUGGUAGCUAUCUUUCAAAUGUCAUUUGCAGGUGGAAUUUACAAGCGGAUCACGGACUUUGGUAUAAGUUUGAUAUCGUAAAAAUAGACAUUGAAAACUCUACAUUGUGUCAAAAAGAUUAUGUGGAAAUUCCUGGAAAGCGGAGGUUUUGUGGAAACAAGCCUGAUUCCGUUAUAAUAAAAGAUCACAGAGCCGCCAUUACUUUUGUUACAGACGAUAGCAACUAUGCGACAGGAUUUACAGCGAUGGCUACAGCAGUUUAUCCACCAUCGGGCCGUCCUAGAAAUUUAACUUUAACGCCAGCACGGUAUGGGUUCUUUUUGGAGUGGGAGAAACCUUUUUUGAAUCCUAGUUAUGUGAGGGGAUAUCGGAUAAAUUACAGACGACUGGAGAAGACCGAGGUCUCUGAAAUGGUUCUACCAUCCAAUGAUAAUAGUGCUUUUAUAAACACUCUGUCCUUUCUUGGAAAUUUGUUUGAAGUUUGGAUGUCUGCAAUUGGUGAGGCUCAAGAUAGCGAAUCUACACAAAAGAGGCAGAUUUUGUCAGACUGUGGAGAAUAUUUGAAAAUAGAUACAUCUGUCCAACUAAUCAGUACGCCAUUUUACCCAGAAUUCCCUAGUGUCACGUGUCAGUGUUCGUGGACCUUGUCGUCUGUGCAUAAUUUAUCAUUCACUUUCUUGGAAAUCCAUCGUUAUGAAAACCAUACCACAAACUCAACAGAAGACGAAUUUCUAAUCUUAAACAGUACAAAGCAUUCUUUAGCGAAUGUAAGCAAAGGAAUGCAAAUUUUCUUACAUAAAAGUGAACUUGUAAAGAUAGACUUUCGGACUAAGCAAACUUCUUUUUUAGCAGCAAUAAAGCCAGUUCCUGGUAAGUGA